Messenger RNA from Mytilus trossulus (common blue mussel), 2624 nucleotides. Its product is annotated as SWI/SNF-related matrix-associated actin-dependent regulator of chromatin subfamily E member 1-like. NCBI's taxonomy places the organism in Eukaryota, Metazoa, Mollusca, Bivalvia, Mytilida, Mytilidae. Gene Ontology annotation, cellular component: SWI/SNF complex. Gene Ontology annotation, biological process: negative regulation of DNA-templated transcription. The record is from RefSeq and is a predicted model, not a curated record. The transcript is spliced from 16 exons. Gene Ontology annotation, molecular function: nucleosomal DNA binding; nuclear receptor binding. Bases 29 to 2032 code for a protein of 667 amino acids.
AUCUCUUACAGAACUUGUAUAAAUAGAGAUGGCAUUACCUCUUAUACGAACACACACACAAGAGCGGCCAGUUACACCUCAGAGAGGCAGAUCAUUUGGAUCAAAUACAGGAAGUCCAUUCAUAACAACUCCUCAUGGCAAUCCAAACUUUAAUCCUACCAAAGUCAGAGGUGGAGGAUCAGACAGUCGAGCACCAAAAGCACCAAAGGCACCAGACAAGCCACUAAUGCCUUACAUGAGAUAUAGCAGGAAGAUAUGGGAUAGUGUAAAGAAUUCUAAUCCAGAUUUGAAGCUAUGGGAGAUAGGCAAAAUCAUUGGACAGAUGUGGAGAGAUUUAGACGAAUCUCAAAAACAGGAAUUUAUGGAUGAAUAUGAAUCAGAAAAGGCUCAGUACAAUGAAGCUAUGAAACUUUAUCAUAACUCCUCAGCAUACCAAGCAUGGGUUGCAGCUAAAGGAAAAGCUGCUGCUGAGGCUGCUAUGGAAGAAGAACAACAGAAGCAAAGAGAACAAAGAACACCUAGGGGCCAACAAGCAGCUAAAAUGGAGGCCCAAGGGAGAAUAAGUAUACAACAAGCUGAUGAGGAUGAAGAUCCAGAUGAUGGAUUUUCAGUGAAACAUAUAGCCCAUGCAAGAUAUCUACGUAAUCAUAGACUUAUAAAUGACAUAUUUAGUGAAACAGUGGUUCCAGAUAUACGGACAGUAGUUACAACAGGCAGAAUGGGAGUACUAAAACGUCAAGUGCAAUCAUUAACCAUGCAUCAGAAAAAAUUAGAAAACGAGUUACAAACAAUUGAAGAAAAGCAUGAAGCAAAGAAAAAGAGAUUUUCUGAGGCUAGUGAACAAUUUCAAGAAGAAUUGAAAAAAUUGUGUGAAAAUAAACCCCAGAUAAGUGAUGACAUGUUCAACACUAUGAUGGUCAAAGCCAAAGAGGAACUGAAACAAAGACACAUACAGUAUUUACAACAGCAAGAAGAGGAGAAGAAAAAACAAGCAGAGCUAGCAGAAAAAAGAAAGAAAGAAGAGGAGGAGAGAAUAAAACGAGAAGAAGAAGAGAGAUUAAAAAGAGAGGAAGAAGAAAGACAGCAUCAGUUAGAUAAUCCUGUACCACCACCACCUAUUGUUUCAGAGGGACAAGUUAUGCCAAUUUUGCCACAAGUUAUGAACCAGGGUGCAAUGCCCCCACAGCCACCCGUUUCCAACCAGAACAUGGUCCCAAAUCAGCCAAUGAUGAAUUCACCAAAUGCAGUGCCACCACAACAGUCACAAAUAAUGCCCAUGCCGAAUGUGGUGCCUCAACAGAACAUGUUACAGCCACAACAAAUGAUGCCGAAUCAGAAUAUGAUGCCACAGAAUGUAAUGCCACAACAGAACAUGAUACAGCCACAAACUGUUAUACAGCCACAGCCUAUGAUGCCACAGGAUCCUUCAAUGGAAUCCCAGGCAAACCAACAACAAAUGAUGGAAAUGGGUAGUAUUGAUUCUCCAGAUUCUCAAAAAACAGAGGAUUUAUCUCAAGAUGGCAUGGCUGCAGGUAUGGAAGGUGGUGGUGAUGAAUCCUUUAAUUCUAUGUCACCUGAUGACUCGGCCAAGUCAUCACCAGAUGGCAUGUCUCCAGAUAAGAGUAUGAUGUCAGACAGCCAAGAAUCACAGGAGGACAAUUCUCCUCAAAAGAAGAGCAAAAAACCAGCUCAUAGAAAGAAAAAGAGGGAAGACAGAAAAGAAAGUCCCCGUCGGUACCCUUGUGAUAUCUGUGGUAAGGCGUUCAAACACAAGCACCAUAUGACGGAACACAAGCGCCUCCAUACUGGAGAGAAACCCUUCCAGUGUAAACGGUGCCUCAAACGCUUCUCUCACUCCGGAUCUUACAGCCAACACAUGAACCACCGCUUAUGUAAAACCUCUGGCGGUAACGGUGGUGAUGAUAUUAAAACCUCUAAAGAGGAUGACAUGGAUAAAGAAGAUGGUUCUAUCGUAGAAUCCGAGGAGGAAGAUCUUGGUGAAAGCAUUGAAUUGUCAGAAAAAGACAUUUAGGACACAUGUACCUAAUCCAGAAUCAUUUACAUUGUCAUAGUUGUAGUAUGUGUAUAAGUAAUGUGAACAUAGUCAAAUGUCACUUUCUUUGUUAUAUGUAAAAAGUUGAACAUGUUUUCUUACAAAAAUAAUUUGCUAUCUUUAUCCCAAACUUAUUUUGUUUCUUAUAAAAAUUGCAGUAUUUAACAAUCAUAUUAUUUUCCAUCCAUUCAUUCCACAAACAAACAAUUUAAUUGGUUGUGAUUUUUUGUUGGACCUAUUCAUUCUUGCUAGAGAAUGAACAUACAUGUUUUCAUCAGAUCCAUCUAGUCAGGCAUUAUCAUUAACAUAGUUAUCAUUGAAUGGUGCUUGCUACAUUUUCUCUUGAUUUCCAAAAUUAAAGAUUAGCAUAUUUAGAUAAAGAAGGAUCAUAAAAUGUGUAAAGUGAUAAUGAAAAGCAGAUUUAAGAGCAAUAAUAAUGGUUAAAAGCAAAACGUACUUUAAAAACAUAUUUCCAUUUGAAUUGUAUUUUUGAAAUGGUAAAAAAAAAUCUGUAUGGAUUAUUUUUUGUAUGCUUGUAUAGGAAGCAAUAAAGUUAUAUAUAAAGAAAAAA